Molecule: messenger RNA, 295 nt
Organism: Paramuricea clavata
Lineage: Eukaryota; Metazoa; Cnidaria; Anthozoa; Malacalcyonacea; Plexauridae
Source: the annotation of a GenBank genome assembly
AUGGAUGAAGCUGCAGUUCAACGAAUUAUUCAGAAGAAUAAGGAGGAACUGCUUGCUCAAAUGUCUUCCCUAAUUUCAACAACCGUGCAAGGUUUGAAGAGGUCGAACGAGAACCAGGCACAAGAACAACUACACGAAAUCAAAAAGCUCAAGUAUGCCGACGUUCCAUCGUUUAAGAAGGAAAGCAAAGAGGAUGAAUUCAAAUCAACGAAUGCUGUAAUGAUGUGUCUAGAUGACGCUAUCGAUUUCCUCUCGAAGAAAAAUCUCGACAAGACAAAGGAGGCUAUCGACAAAG